AUGAGGGACCCUAGGGAGGCUCAAGAUGAUGUAUAUUUGACAGAAGAUUCAGACGAUGCACUUGCUGAUUUGGAGAAGGAGUUUGAGUUGAAAAAACAGAAGUUGAUUGCAGAACGAGCACGGAUCAAGCAGGAAUCAAAGAACAGGCCCCAGGUCAAUGUGGAACGGUCACCGUCACCACAACGAAAGAAAUUAAGGGCAGAUUAUUUUCAGCAGAGAGUUCAGGUGAAGCCAGAGCCGGUGGGUGACCAGGAAGUUCGUGGGAGACUGGGGGAACAAGGGACACAUGGAAUUUUCAGAGUGAAGCCAAUGCCAAAGCCAGAAGCGCCAAAGAGCGAGUUUGCAUCGCGUCUUCUGGCGAUGAAGACGGAGCAGGGGCCUAAAGGAGACUUGAGUGAACGAAUUUUCGAAUUUGAAAACGUUCCCGAAGUGCUUCCAUUUGAUACCAUGCCAGGCGAAUAUGACGAAUUCACAGGAAUUGAGCUCAAAAGCCGAAGAUUACCACACAACAUUCUCCUUGACCUACUACAUCCGAUCAAAGUGCUCGGAAUCACGAAGCUUCUUGCCAAAGUGGUGGCGCCGAAAUUCGAAGAGCCCAACUACGUCAACUGGUGCUUUGUUGGGAUGAUUGUUUACAAAGGGCAACCGAAACAGGCACUGAAUGGCCACAAGUUUCUCCAACUCAAAGUUGGGGACUUUGUGCAUACAGUUGACGUGAUGCUUUUUGGGUCAGCGUUUGAACGAUUCUGGAAACUACAGCUUGGGGAGAUCGUCGUGAUCCUUAAUCCACGGGUAAAGAAGUUUCAGGGCAAGUUUAACAUGUCAGUAGCAGAAGAUUUGCAGAGCAUUGUUGAGAUUGGCAGCGCCAGGCACUUUGGGUAUUGUGAGUCGACAAACAAAAACGCCACCAGAUGCAAGCAUGUGGUGGACUUAUCACAGACCAAGCUCUGCAGCUACCACGAGGAAGAAAAGUAUCGAGCGCAAGCGUCGCGAAUGGAACUUCAAGGCAGUGUGAAAUUGAAGGAUCCACGCAGCACCAGGAGAGGGGCGAAACGAGACAAGUAUUACAAGAAAGGACAGCGAGAGUGGGUCGAUUGGAAAGACUUGCCGGGGUAUCAACUGUUUGAGCCAAGCGGUACUGAACUCAAUCCAGUGUACAAAGGCAGUCAAGGGUUUGACGAGAAAAAAUUCGACCGCCCAGUUGCCAAUGCGCAAAAAGAGCGUUUAAAGGAAGCCUCCAACGCCAGACUCAGGCUCGAGGAACAGCUUCGUGCGACAGUGGCGCCAGCGCGAGCCAAACAGCUCCAAACACUUGGAAUCCUAAGCAGCAGUAAAAAAGAGGGGAACAACUUUCAUAAGACAACGUCCGGAGUUGCCGCCGCGUGCCGGCGCCCUGAUGCCGGUUCCGUUGAAUGUACAGCGGUUAAUGACAGCCCCAGUGGAGAGUCUGGGUCGACGACCAAGGUUGGGCAGCAGAGCCUCCGCAAACUAAUCAACGGAAUGGGGUUUGACCCUACUGGCGCGGAAGCCACAAAACCAGCGAGCAAUGGUGUGUGGGUACAGGAGCUCCAGCAGCUUAGUCGCCAGAAGAAGGUUAGUUUGGCCCCAUCGCGCGAAGACAGACGCAGGCAAGCUACCAAAUGGAGAAACACUACUAAGGAGCUUAGGGCACAUGCUGGCGGAGCGGAGGAAGUCAGUGAUGAUGAGUUGGAAAUCUCUUUUGCUUCUGAAAAAGACAAGAUUGCCUAUAAGAGCCUAGCACAAUAG
Molecule: messenger RNA, 1767 nt
Organism: Candidozyma haemuli
Lineage: Eukaryota; Fungi; Ascomycota; Pichiomycetes; Serinales; Metschnikowiaceae
Exons: 1
Coding region: 1-1767 (588 amino acids)
Biological process (GO): DNA replication; DNA replication initiation
Cellular component (GO): replication fork protection complex; nucleus
Molecular function (GO): DNA replication origin binding; single-stranded DNA binding
Source: RefSeq, a predicted model, not a curated record